This is a messenger RNA of Terrapene triunguis (Three-toed box turtle), 2166 nucleotides long. RefSeq names its product nucleoporin p58/p45-like. Gene Ontology annotation, cellular component: nuclear pore. Gene Ontology annotation, biological process: nucleocytoplasmic transport. The transcript is spliced from 16 exons. The record is from RefSeq and is a predicted model, not a curated record. Bases 7 to 1809 code for a protein of 600 amino acids. Gene Ontology annotation, molecular function: structural constituent of nuclear pore. Lineage: Eukaryota; Metazoa; Chordata; Testudines; Emydidae.
GCCGCCAUGUCUGCGGGAUUCUCCUUCGGGGCCGGCACGCUGGGCUCCGCGGCCGCCGCCGCUGCUGGGGCGGGAGGCGGCGGCGGGGGAGGCUUCUCCUUCGGAGCCGUCCAGCCGAGCUCAACCGGAGGGCUUAAUUUUGGAACCUUGGGCGCCUCGACUGCUACAGCAACUACAUCAGCUCCAUCAGUGGGCUUUGGAAGUGGACUCUUUGGUUCAAAAUCUACCACUGGGCUUGCUCUAGGAGGUACUAAUACAGGAACAGCUACAACUAUUGCUACAGGAUUAACACUGGGAGCUCCUGCCGCUACAUCAGCCUCUACCACAGGUUUUAGUUUAGGGUUCAACAAACCUGCAGGAUCGGCCACACCAUUUGCUUUGCCUAUUACUUCUACCUCAGCAGGUGGCCUCUCACUUUCUUCUGCUCUUACAUCAACUCCUGCAGCAGGUUCUACUGGCUUUACAUUAAAUUUGGGUGGGACAGCUGCCCCAACUACAAGUGCAUCCACAGGCCUUUCACUGGGAGGAGCCUUAGCUGGUUUGGGAGGUACACUCUUCCAGAAUGCAACCACAGCAGCAACAGGACUCGGACAGAAUGCUCUGAGUUUGACUCUGGGGACGACUUCUGCUCCUUCAACUACUGUUAAUGAAGGUCUUGGUGGCAUAGAUUUUAGUAGCUCUUCAGAUAAAAAGAGUGAUAAAACAGGAACAAGACCAGAAGAUAGUAAAGCACUGAAGGAUGAAAAUCUACCUCUACUAAUCUGUCAAGAUGUAGAAAAUCUCCAGAAAUUUGUGAAAGAACAAAAACAAGUGCAGGAAGAAAUUAGUAGAAUGUCUUCCAAAGCAAUGCUUAAAGUACAGGAGGAUAUUAAAGCUUUGAAACAGCUUUUGUCAGUGGCUGCUAGUGGACUACAGAGAAACACUCUUAAUAUUGACAAAUUGAAAAUGGAAACUGCCCAGGAGCUGAAGAAUGCAGAAAUAGCAUUAAGAACACAGAAAACUCCUCCUGGUCUUCAACAUGAAAAUUCAGCCCCAGCAGACUACUUCAGGAUCUUGGUUGAACAGUUUGAAGUACAGCUGCAGCACUACAGACAGCAAAUUGAAGAACUCGAAAAUCAUCUUGCCACUCAAGCAAACAAUUCACAUAUAACUCCACAAGAUUUGUCUAUGGCUAUGCAGAAAAUUUAUCAAACAUUUGUAGCUCUAGCUGCACAGCUUCAAUCGAUACAUGAAAAUGUAAAGAUGCUCAAAGACCAAUACCUUGGCUAUAGAAAAACCUUUCUCGGAGAUGCUAUGGAUGUGUUUGAGGCAAGACGAGCAGAAGCUAAGAAAUGGCAGAGUGCCCCACGUGUUAUUACUGGACCAACCCCUUUCAGCAACAUACCAAAUGCAGCAGCCGUUGCCAUGGCUGCCACACUUUCUCAGCAGCAACAGCCUGCUACAGGGCCACAGCCAUCUCUGGGAGUUAGUUUUGGAACGCCAUUCGGCUCAGGUAUUGGCACUGGCUUGCAAUCAAGUGGCUUAGGUUCUUCAAACCUUGGAGGAUUUGGAAGUAGCUCUGCUUUUGGAAGCACUGCCACAGGCGCACCAUCAUUCGGAUUUGGAACUACAAAUAAACCCUCGGGAAGUCUUAGUGCAGGCUUUGGCAGCUCAACUACAUCUGGGUUUAACUUCAGUAAUCCUGGCAUCACAGCAUCGGCUGGUUUGACAUUUGGGGUGUCUAAUCCUGCAUCUACAGGUUUUGGGACAGGAGGGCAACUUCUUCAGCUGAAGAAACCUCCAGCUGGAAACAAGAGAGGGAAAAGAUAGACACACUGUUGGGGAAAGGGGAAGUGAAUCAGCUUUGUUCAUCCUAAAAGUCUAUUUUUCUAAAUGGAUGCAGUAAUUAAAUUGCAUCCCAGGAGAUUUAUAAAAUUUUGCUAUGUUUCCCUAUUCUGGAAUAUGAAAUGUAAUCAUAUUGAACAACUAUUUUCCUGUGAAUAGAAACCCAUUUAUGUAUUUUUAUUUUGGUUCUAGUUUUAGAAAUGUUCUAUACUGCAUUAUUAAAGAAUCUUGUAAAACCAUCUAUUUAACCUAAUGGUAGUAGCAGAAUAUUUUUUGUUAAUAAGCUUUAUACCUAAUGGUAGUAGCAGAAUAUUUUUUGUUAAUAAGCUUUAUACCAUAUGA